AUGAGGGAGCAUCAAGAAAGGGCUGAUAAGAUACCGGGCGCCCCGAAAUUACUACGAAAAUGGGACGUCGGUCGUUUCGUCGAACAACUAUACAAUGAGGAGGCAUCCCCACAUGCAAUACCCAAAACCUUCAAGAUGCCGCCAUAUUUGAAGAUAUAUGACGGCACGACAGAUCCCGAAGAUCACAUCAUUCAUUGCGUCACAGCAGUAAAAGGCAACAACCUCUCAAAAGAGCAAGUACCAUUAGUGUUGCUGAAGAAGUUCAGUGAGACCUUAACGGGGGGAGCCUUAACCUGGUACUCACAAUUACCAAUACGCUCUAUAACAACGUUUGAAGAAAUGGCCAACAAGUUCGUCACCGCCCACGCCGGGGCUAAGAAGGCGGAAGCUAGGGUAAAUGAUAUAUUUGUCGCUAGGCAAUCGCCUAGCGAGGGACUCAGGGACUUCCUCGUUCGGUUUAAUAGAGUAAGAAUGAGCUUACGAAAUGUAUCAGAAGGGAUGGCGGUGGCAGCUUUUCAAAAUGGGUUGAACAGGAAUGGGUUGAGAGCGACCAGAAAGUUAUUAAGUAGGCUCAUAAAAUACCCUCCCACCACUUGGGAAGAAAUUCCCAAUGCUUACUGUGCUGAGGUGAGAGCAGACGAGGAUGACCUUAAUGGUCCAACCCAACGGUUAAUGUCGGUCCAAACAGAAUCGAGGAAAGACCAUCGUAAUGACGGUCGAAGAGAUCAGUCAGGUCCACGCCUCAACCGAGACAGGCAUCAACCCUAUGUCAGAACAGCCAUCCCACCAUCUCCUCGCCAUGCUGAAAGACCGUCCAGGCCGCAUACAGGGACCAUCGUUAAUGCGCACAACUUUUGUGUUUCCCCUUCAAAAAUAGUGUACGCACUAGAAAAGCUCGUCCCGAAGGUGAAGUGGCCACAAAAGAUGAAGUCCGACCCAAGUACCCGAAAGUCAAACGUUCUUUGUGAAUUUCAUCAGGAGCAGGGUCACAAAACCGAGGACUGCAUAGCCCUACGGCAAGAAUUAGUGAACAUGCUCCACCAAGGGCACCUAAGGGAGCUAAUGAGCGACCGAGGAAGAGCCAACUUCGGCUGCGGACGAGAACAACACCAAGGCCUUCCAAAACCACCAUCCCCCGCUUGCACUAUCCAAAUGAUCAUCGGCGGGGGCAAUGAAGCAGCAAUCAACCACGUGAAAUUUACCACCACACAUAAACUGAAGUAG
Nicotiana attenuata is the source of this 1224-nucleotide messenger RNA. RefSeq lists its product as uncharacterized. NCBI's taxonomy places the organism in Eukaryota, Viridiplantae, Streptophyta, Magnoliopsida, Solanales, Solanaceae. The transcript has a single exon. The record is from RefSeq and is a predicted model, not a curated record. The coding region runs from base 1 to 1224 and encodes 407 amino acids.